GAUCUGUGAGGCAGCGAAGACCAACGGGCUGUUGGAGCAGGAGCUGGCUCAUGCUGUUAACGCCUCUUCGCACGCCAUCAACAAGACACACCCCAAGUUCCCAGAGAGUCUGACCAGGAACACGGCGAUAGAGGUGGCGAGCACCGUGAAGGCUCUGUACAACGAGACCGAGUCUCUGCUGCUGGGACGCGUCUCUCUGCAGUUGGAGCAGCCUGAGGAGGACCAGCUGUCCACGGCUCUGCAGAGUGUUGAGCUGGAACUGGGAAAACUGGGAGAAAUACCCUGGCUCUACCACAUCCUGCAGCCCAAUGACGAAGAGGAUCACUCUCUGGGUUACGGAAAGAGGAACAGUCGCAGCAGCAUGUUCCGCAUCGUGCCCAAGUUCAAGAAGGAGAAGGCGGCCAAGAAGACCAGUCCUCAGUCAGUGGAGAGGUGGGGUCCAGAGGAGGUGGGGGUCUGGUUGGAGCAGCUGAGUCUCGGGGAGUACAGAGACACCUUCAUCCGACACGACAUCCGCGGCUCGGAGCUGCUGCACCUGGAGAGGAGGGACCUGAAGGAUCUGGGGAUAUCGAAAGUGGGUCAUAUGAAGAGAAUUCUCCAGGGAACUAAGGACCUGGCCAAGGCCUCCAUGGUUGACCUUUAACCCGGAAGCAGACGCUACCGGAGAGAAGGGGCGGGGCUUAAAGAUUCCCCUCACAGUGGAAGAGUUUGUCGGCAGCACCGUGGGCAGGGAAGGAGAAAAAAGGCCUUAAAGAGAGCUGGAUUUGAUCCCUCUGCAGAAAAAAGCCUUUGAAAUGUUGUCAUCCAGAAACAGUUUGGUGCCAAAUUGAGAGAGGGGGUGGAAACAAGAAAAGGACGUCAUGGAUCUUCACAACAACAAAAAGAAGCCAUUUCUAAGUUAAUAACCAUUCAUAGCACACAAUCAGGUAUGCAAGUAUCCAUACUGACAGCUGAGUUGUAAUUACAAAUAGUAGCAGAACCAGGACUUCCAUGAGUGUGGCUUUAGUUUCAGUUUGUAGACGUGGAGUUUGGGUUUCAUUAGCACGACAGCAACGUGGGAACAUCAGUCUCUGGAUUAAAACAGUGGGAAACUGUCGCAUGCUCAACCUUAGAUAUGUUUAACUGCAUGAUUAGUGACUUGAUUAUUUUGUGUGCAGAAUAACACUUGAACAAGUUUUACAUGACUUAAGUAUUACGAUGCCAUUUGUUACUACUGAAAGCAUCCUUAGUUCGGUCCUCAAUCUUUCUUUUCUAGCUUUAAUUUAUUUCGUUUGCAUGAUGAUGAUGUGUCAAAGACUCGUGCCAUACUUUCAGCCAUUUAGUGUAAAACGUGCUUUAUUGGUAGAAGUCAUAAUAGGUUUUUUAAAAAGCUGUUGAGGUAUAUCAACCCAGUCUCACGGCAUUUCGUGUUAUAGUCACGACAUUUAAUCUAUUGAUUCGUGUUCACCUUCACGAUUUCCCCCUUUUUUCCGUGUCACACAGAACGAUUUUAAAAGCGAUGUAUUUCUGUUUCGUGCCUGCACCACGUCUUUCUGUCCGGUCGGGUCUUGGAAGACCGGAAGCUGUGGGGUUCAUAAAAACAUGUUCUUUAUAUAUAUACAGUCUAUGGUUCUGACUCAAUAUCAAGCCACGAUUAUUAUAUAUUAUAUUGAUAGAUGUCUUGUAAUGCACUGUUGAGGAACCGGCGACCCAAGUUUUUCAUUCAUUGCAUAACUACACCGUUAAUUGUGUAUAUGAUAUGUCAUUAACCUUUGGAAAUCUUGAAAGGGAUGUGCAAAAUAGCCAUUAUACAGUUUUUAAUUAACUAUUAGAAAAUAACGAGAAAUGAAUAUACUUGAUAGAGAUCUGCAGAUACAUGUUUAGUCUUCUCGAGCACCAACUAUCAAAUACCUCUCCUGAUUGUUGGCACUUGACAAUCACCUUCCCUGAAUUGUACUCAGGUGUAACUAAAGUCUGAUUUAAGGGUUGUUUAUAUGUUAUAUCAUUAAUCAGAACCUGCUGGUCCCGUUCGAUUCCAGUUUUGGAUAGUCUGCCGUGGUUUCGUUCCAUUUCAAACAGCUGUUUGACGCUCGGCGUAACCUUGGCGCACUGCCACUCCAACAUCCAAUCACAGAGCUUGAAGAUUAAUCACGGGGACAGUAGUCCUAAACGAUAGCUGGGGAUUAUGGGUAGUGUAGUGUCUUCGGCCAUCCUAAACUCAGAAAUGUUUUUCGGAUUUCAUAUCGCAUUAACACCAUAUCCCUACAUGCAUUGCGGCU
Molecule: messenger RNA, 2258 nt
Organism: Gymnodraco acuticeps
Lineage: Eukaryota; Metazoa; Chordata; Actinopteri; Perciformes; Bathydraconidae
Product: diacylglycerol kinase eta-like
Biological process (GO): intracellular signal transduction; diacylglycerol metabolic process; lipid phosphorylation
Molecular function (GO): protein binding; ATP-dependent diacylglycerol kinase activity
Source: RefSeq, a predicted model, not a curated record